Molecule: messenger RNA, 713 nt
Organism: Sapajus apella (tufted capuchin)
Lineage: Eukaryota; Metazoa; Chordata; Mammalia; Primates; Cebidae
Product: thymosin beta-15A
Exons: 3
Coding region: 184-321 (45 amino acids)
Biological process (GO): regulation of cell migration; actin filament organization
Cellular component (GO): cytoplasm
Molecular function (GO): actin monomer binding
Source: RefSeq, a predicted model, not a curated record
ACGAAGCCUUAAAGCGGCCGGUCCGCAGUAGCUGCGGGUCUGAGGCUUAGAGGAUGAGGAGUUUGGGGGCCGCCAGGAAUGGGCCCUCUGGGGCUGGGCCCUCGUUCCCUCUCCUCGCAUGGCCGUUGGGCUGGGCGCCCGACAACGCUAAUAGUUACUUGAAAAAGCUGUCUUUUAGUCAAGAUGAGUGAUAAGCCAGACUUGUCAGAAGUGGAGAAGUUUGACAGGUCAAAACUGAAGAAAACUAAUACUGAAGAAAAAAAUACUCUUCCUUCAAAGGAAACCAUCCAGCAGGAGAAAGAGUGUGUUCAAACAUCGUAAAAUGGGGAUCUCCUCCCAACAGCAGAUUUCAACAUUACCUGAGAGUCUUGGUUUAGGCCUGUUUUUUGUAAACCCAUGUGUCUAUAGAGAUUUUAGGCAUCUUCGGAUGUCUUCUCACCUAUGUUCCCUGGCUAAGAAGUCAGAGGUAGCCAAUGUUUCCUUAAAUUCAUUUUUAUACUUACCAUUGGUGCAUAUGUUCCAAAUGACAGAUGCUGUCAGUAAUCUCACCAUUGAUGACCUUUGUGUAUGUAGUUCUUGCAUAAGCCUGUUUUAACCUGCUAUGAUGGGUACCUCCAUUGCUUCAUAAUCUUCAUGAAGUUGCAUGCUUUUGCAGCUUUUCACAGUUUAUUUUCAUUUCUAAUGUAGUAAUAAAGCAACCAAUAUAAUCAUUA